This is a messenger RNA of Glycine soja, 1749 nucleotides long. RefSeq lists its product as uncharacterized. Bases 248 to 1216 code for a protein of 322 amino acids. NCBI's taxonomy places the organism in Eukaryota, Viridiplantae, Streptophyta, Magnoliopsida, Fabales, Fabaceae. The record is from RefSeq and is a predicted model, not a curated record. The transcript is spliced from 2 exons.
UACAUGAUUUUUAACUUGGUGUGUUGCUUUGUGUCCAUUAAACAAUGAAAAUGGCAUAUUACCAAUCAUGGUUUCCCCUCUGUAGGAAACACCCCAUCAUUGCUCCCAACAAUCCUUUUCAACCUUAGAAACCUGAGCUUCCAAGAUAUUCCAUUCUUCCAUUCUUUUCACUUUUUGGGUCCUCUUCUUCUCUCUCUCUCAAUUUAAAUAUCACUCUCCUCUCCCCUCCACCACGACUGGUAAAUAAAUGGAUCCCUCGUCCGUGAACGGCUUCUACUCGUUCCUGACGCUGGGAAUCGACGAUCUAGAGAGAGUGUUCCUGAGCACAAACUUCAUGUCAAUCCAAUUCCUCCAAAGAGUAGUCUCUGUUCUAAGAUCGUUCCACACCCAAUUGACCCUCCUGGUCCAGAAACUCCAGCUCCCAGUGGGCGACAAGUGGCUGGACGAGUACAUGGACGAAAGCUCCAAACUCUGGGACGCCUGCCACCUCAUCAAGUCCGGCAUUUCGGCCAUGGAUAGCUACUACUCCGCCGCCCUCAACAUCACCUCCUCCCUCGACUCCCAUCGCCACAUCACCCCCCAAGUCUCUCGCCAGGUAAUAAGGGCCAUUGCCGGGUGCCGUCGGGAGGCGGUGGGGCUGGAGGAGGAGAACAGGGCGCUGAUGGAGGCGCGGAUUGAGGCCUUGUCGCUUCGGUUCCAAGAGAGGCUGUCCAUCGAGUCCAAGCUGAACGGCUUCAACGGCUUCAGAGGGGUGCUGUACGCAAUGAGGAACGUGAGUUCGUUGCUGCUCAUGGUACUUCUGUACGGACUCGUGUACUGCUAUGGGGACUCCUCGGACUUCGUGUUGGGCGGUUGCGGGUACGAGGGGUGCCUGUUCCUGGGAUCGGCGUUCAUGAUGUCGACGGCCAGGUUGCAGCAGCGGGUGGCGGCGGAGAUCGGGCACAUGGGCGGCUCGCCGGGGAUGCUUCUGCACGAGUUUCGGAGGUCGAAGGUGGCCAUGGAGGAGCUGAGAGGGGAGUUAGAGAGAAGAGGGUCAGGGUCUCAGGGAGUGGAGUGGGAGAGUGAGGUUGCUAUUAGAGAGAGAGUGGAGAAUCUCAGAACGUGUUUUGGGGUUCUCAGAUCUGGGGCAGACAACAUUGUUGCUCAGCUUGAUGAUUUCUUUGACGAGAUUGUGGAAGGGAGGAAGAGGCUUUUGGACUUUUGCAGUCAUAGGUGACUCAGCCAAUUCAAAAUGAAAUAGGUGUCUUGGCUGCCUACAAAAAAUAGAAACAAAGACAAGGUAGAAGAAUAGUUGAUGGGGUUGUUGUACCUUUUAUUAACCCUUUCUUUAAUUAUUAUUAUUGUUAUUAUCACUUGGUGUCUCUCUUUUUUUGGUUUUCCACAGUUUACCACUACCAAGCCUUUUUCUUCCCUGCAGAAGCAUGGUUCUCUCGAAUUGAAUGUGGUUCUGGGUUUGAAAGCAACAUUGACAAUGGAUUAAUGAAUGAAAUGAAAUUACCUUCUUGCAUGAGAGCUAAGUUAAACUAAGUUCUUUGGGAAAGAAAGAAACUUCGAUUCUUCCUCUAAUUGCAGCCAGGGAAGAAAAGGACAAAAGUGUACAAGAAAAGUUAAAAAGGAACUUAUGACUGCACACAGUGUGACAGUGUGUAUGCUAUGGGGGGUUAAUUUUAAAUUGGUUUUCUUUGGAAGUGAUUGAUUAUUAUUUAUUCUCUUUAUUAAGAAUGAAUUUGAAAGGAGUUUUGGUUGGCA